Molecule: messenger RNA, 1782 nt
Organism: Lactuca sativa (garden lettuce)
Lineage: Eukaryota; Viridiplantae; Streptophyta; Magnoliopsida; Asterales; Asteraceae
Molecular function (GO): protein binding
Source: RefSeq, a predicted model, not a curated record
CCUAGCGAGAGCCAGGCUCUUAGAAGUAUAGAACCUGCUUAAGUUCAACCGAUUGGCGAUCCUGCUUAAGUUUCUCAUCCUCAGUAAUUAGAAAACGAGGAAUGGAAGAGACAAGAAGUAUGACUAUAGACGAGAACCAUGAUGAUGCAUCUAUCACGAAGAAGAUCAUGAUCAAGACUUGUGAUCCUUGGUCAAAUCUUAACCAUGAUGUGCUUUUCUUAGUUUUGAUGCGACUUGGAGUUGUUGAUUUUGUUGCAUUCAGCAGAGUUUGUAAGUCAUGGAGAUCACUCGCACUAUCUAACAAGAACAUGUUUAUAGUGUCCAGACCACCCAUGGCUAUAUCUAUAUCUACAGAUGCUAAUGAGAACGAGUGCUAUCUAUAUCUAGAGGACUCUCAAGGGAGAAAGUUCAAAACCAUUUUUCCAGCUCAUUCUGAUUAUAAGCAAUGUAUUGGAGUAAGUUGUGGUUACUUGAUUCUGAUUGGUGAGGAAACCAACGACUUAUGGCUUGUGAAUCCUAUCACAAGGCAUGAAUUUCAUGCACCUUUCCCUUUCCUUGAUAUCCGCUUUUACAUUCAUGGUCUGGGGGUUAUCCUUGUCUUUUCACCUUCAAUAUCCGCAUGGGUGUUUGUUGUGAUCAAUAGAUUUUGGAACAAAAUAUGGUUUUGUAUAGCUGGUAAACGAGAAUGGACUUGUGUCUUCACCCCUUUAAGCAUAUAUGAUUUACAUGUUUUCAAAGGGAAGAUUUAUACCCUACACCCCAAUAAUUGUUUAAGUGAAGUGAGACUUUUUCCAACACCCGAAGUAACAUUACUUGAAAUCAAGAAUUUUUCGAAGACAGAGCGUAAUCAUUGGAGGCUUGUAAGUUCGGGUGAAAAUCUUUAUGUGAUAAAUCGUAUGCCAGAGUUUCCAUUCAAGAUUGAAGAAUUAGAUUUCAGCAAAAUGGAAUGGGUGUCACCUGAAAAGACAGCAGAAGAAUAUGCAUUCUUUUUUAGCAUUGACAAUGGUGCUACUCUUAUACGAAUAGAGCCGUGGGCUGAUCUUUACUCACAAUACGGGAAAUAUUCUUUUCCUAAGAAAUGUGGAAAAGGCAGGUUAUUUCGUGCAAACAUGUGGUACUUCUUCCACGAUUGUUUGAAUGGUAAUUUUCUAUAUUAGUGAUGACUUGUUAACAUAGUUAUGCACUUAUGCUAGGGUCAUUGGUUGUUAUGCAUCUUGCAUUUUAUUUUAUAAACGGUUUGACUCUCGCCCUUUAUUUUGCUUUAGUGGGCACAACUUUCACUUCGUUCUUAAAAUUAUAUUUUCUUUAAUUUCCUUUUGUGCCUUAAGCAUUAUGCGUAGCUUAUUAUAUGUGGUUCUAAUGGUGUGAAUUAAAAAUGUUACGGAUAUUUGCACGAAUGUUUAGGUCAUGGUCAAAGUUUUGUUGAUUCCAGUUCUUGAAUGCAUUACAAUCCUUUGUUGAAACCUUAAUAGGUAAAAAUGAUGAAAUAUUUCUUGGAUGUAAGUGUGUUCGGGGUGUGUGGAAUUUAGCAUAGUUUGUUUUCAUUCAAAUUAUGUGUUUGAAAAAUGGUUGAAUAUAUUUGAUGUUUGUCAUUUGCCCUAAAGUUCUAAACCAGCCAUGGCUUCUCCAGUGGCGGAAUUCGAACGUUAAAAUUGGAGAGGAAAUCAAAACUUCAUAAAUAAACGUAUAAAUUAGUUAUUUUGUUUAGAGCUAUAAUACAUAAAAUUCUAGAAAAUGUGCAUAUAAAAUAUUCUAUUACCGCUCGUAAAAAACAAACCAAAU